This is a messenger RNA of Antechinus flavipes (yellow-footed antechinus), 5848 nucleotides long. RefSeq names its product C2 calcium dependent domain containing 2 (gene C2CD2). NCBI's taxonomy places the organism in Eukaryota, Metazoa, Chordata, Mammalia, Dasyuromorphia, Dasyuridae. The transcript is spliced from 14 exons. The record is from RefSeq and is a predicted model, not a curated record. The coding region runs from base 559 to 2553 and encodes 664 amino acids.
GCUGGAGCGUGUGGGUGAGGCUUGCCUAAGCCAUGCCCCGCCUCCUCGUUUUUCUCUGGAGGUAUUCCUCUCCUUUUUUGUCUUCCUCCCUAUUAGGGACCUUUUGUCCGACGCACCUUAGUUGCCACCUGGCUAGGUUUGGGACAGGCUUUAGAAAAGGUCUGAGCGCCGUGACUGUGAAACUAUAGAAGUGGGAAGAAUAGAGAGGGAAUAUCUAUUAUUGCUGGAGUUGACCCAUUUUCCCGCGGCUCUGGUUGAGAGGGGAAGCAGCAAGACAGUCUUCCGCCAGCAUUUGCACCAGUUGUUUGUUCUGUUUUUGCUGAAGAGAGGACUCGGAAAUUUUCUUAUUUUUCCUUUUUCUUUUUUUUAAAUGCUAGGCUUGAGUAAUGGCUUGAGAGUACUCGUUUAUAGAAUCAGAAACUUAACUUCAAGACAGAUAUUCCCACACUGGAUGGAAAUGUCUUGAACUCACCAUUCUUAAAUGAGAAGCGAGCCUUUUGUGGAACCUCUGAAUUUACCACCAGCCUAAAUGAGCAGUGAUUUUUCAGAGAAGUUGGAAUGAGACUAAUUGACAUGGUUUGUCUGGGUUAUUGGAUUGAUGAGAUCCAGUGGCUAACUAUGGUCACUCUGUUCAUCGCUGCUUUGGUGACUGUAAGCGUGUAUUUGGUGCAAUAUGCCUUGGUCAUUGUUGGAUCUAGUCCCUGCAGAAUGUCAGCAGACUCCUUCCAGGCAAUACAGAAGGAUGACUUGGGUUUCUUGCUGAAAUGGGUACUAUCCUUAAACAGCUGGAGGAGACAGUGGCAAGUGGCUUGGGUGACAGCUUUGAAUGAAGAAGCUAAACAUAAAGGGGGACCACUAUUUCUUACAUUUGAAGAGGACCAAGUUCAAAAUCCCUUAGAGCUAGUAGUUCAGCCUAUUGUGAAUGUUGGCAAGUCUGUACAGAAGGUGGUAUCCUAUAAUGUUGGUGGAAAUUCAAUUCAAUUUAUAGUUCAUGUGUUUUCUGCUUCAUCUGAUGCUUCAAAAUGUCAGUCAUAUGGUGUACAGCUAUCUCCAUUUCAUUUACAGUUGGAACUUCAUAUGAAAGAGAAAAGAGAAGACAUAUUGAUAAAGUGGUCCUUCCUCAAUGCUUCAGAGAUAAAUAUAAAAAUCCAGCCUAAAGAAACACAGGAGGAUCAGAUAAUUGGGACACUUGAACUAUCCAAAGCUCUCAGGGAUAUUUUGAAACAUCUAGUUAGUUCAGUCUCCCCAUCAGUGGUUUUGAGCAUAAAAACUGUGGAUGUAAGAGAGGCAGAAAGUAUGCGCCACACUUCAACUCUUCCCCAGGACUUGUGCCCUCCUAAACCCCCAAGAGUUCACAAGCUUAAAUUGUCAGUGAAGAACAUUCAAGCAACACUGCUGAAUAAUCGUGGUUCUUCAGGUAGCCUAAACUGUUUAUUUGUGACUCAAUUAAAUGAUCCUUUUCAGAAGUUCUGCAGCUCCGUAACUGAAAGUACUACAAACUUCACUUGGGAUGAGGUGUUCACUUUUGAAUUAAAUGCCAGAUCCAAAGAGUUACAAAUGCACGUUUUAGAAGAUGGGAAGUCCAAAGAUGAUCUAUUCUUUGCUUUGGCAACUGUUCCUAUGGAUGUAUUCAAGAAACAGCCCUCUGGACAACAGUGCUUUGUUUUGAACAGUGGGUCCAGCUAUAAUUACACUGUCUUGGGAUCUAUCACAGCAGAGUUCUUUUACAUAGAACCAAAUGAACCAAAAUCAUGGAAAAAUCCUCCUCCUGUUCCUUCUGCAAAGAUGGAAAAAGACCAAACUGUGAUGCCUUGUGGGACUACUAGUGGUGCCUUCAUGGUUAAUUCUCUAACCACUAUGAAAACAAAUCCUGCAUUAGAUGUGGAUAGAUUUUCUGCAUUGAAUUCUGAAUUGUUGGGAUUAAAUGAUUCUGAUCCAGUUGCAGAAGCUGCUGUUCAACAGCUAAGUCAUUCUCCAAAUUUGAAAUUCAAGUCACCAAGGAAGACUAAUACUAUUAUCAUAGAAGGGGAAUCCAAGAUUUCAUUAUCUCAGGACAGUGAAGCUCCACUGAUGAUAGACUAUGCAGCCUCCAUGGACAGCACAUAUCAACAAGAAUUCCCUUCAUAUUAUGAAGAAGUUGUAUCUACUGAACUUAUUGAUGAAAAUUUAUCAAAACAUGUAUUGCCUGCCUUAGAAACACAAGAAAAUGAAUUUGAUACUUGGAAACUGGAGAGGAAUGCCAAAUCUGAAGAGUGGAAUAGUGAUGCUCAGAUAGACCAGGAUAGUGAAGAAAAGCCAAGGAGUUUAUCGGCAGUUUUGAGAAAAUAUAAAGGUGGAAUUUUAAGAAAGGGAGCAAAAAUCUUCUUUCAUCCAUGGCAUCAUCAGAAAAAUCCUGGAAUGAGCCAGUCACACAAUGACCUUAUAUUCCUGCAGCAACCUGAUGAGAUUCACAGAAAAUCAACAAAGAUAACAAGAACUUUUAAUAAGAAUCUACUUUCCAUAUGCAGAAGCAAGAGCAAAUUGAAUGUCUUCUCAGUGGAUCCCUCUUUAUAAAACUGUGUUAACUUAUGUGACAUGCUUAUGAACUGACCAAUUGUUUCUGAAUCAAUAUUAGAAUAUAUGAACAUAGCAUCCAGUUGUAUACGUUGAAAAGUACUAUUUGUUAGCUCUCUGCAUCUCAUCAUAAAGGGAUAGCUUUUUGGCUAUUUGGUAUUUUGUUUAGAGGGCUUAAUAUUUGUUUUUUAAGAUUGAUAUAUUAAAUAGGUAGAUAGAAAAAAGAUUGAUGUAUGAUUUUGAAAUAAAAAUAGUACUAAAACGGGAAUGUGAAGUGAAACUCAAAAAUAUACAAGGACUUUUUCCUUUGGUAUUAUCCAUAUUACUUGACAAGUUUUUGUUGUUUUUUGCAGAGGCAAUUAGGAUUGUGACUUUCUCCAGGCCACACAGCCAAGUGUCUGAGGUCAGAUUUGAAUUAGGUCCUCUUGACUUCAGGGCUGGUGCUCUCCGAGUACACCAACUAGCUGCCCUCUUGAAAAGUUUUGCAGAUAUUUAACAGACAUUUUCUAAACAUUUUCUAAGUUUAUUACUUAUAGCUGUUAAUUUUUUACAAUUGUUUACAUUUUUCUCAAUUAUACCAACAGCUAAUUGUAGUGCCAUUGUACUAGGUAAUUAUAAUUUCAUUAGAUAGAAUACUGGCUAAGAAAACUUGAAAAGAGAAUAUAAGAGCCAAAAAUGUCUAUUCUUUGAAGAAAGGGGUGGGUGGGUGAGAAUGCAGCCCAGGUCAGAAACAGGUCAAAAUUUUUGUGUUCAUUAGUAGUGGAAUCAAUCAGUGAGUAGCAUCUGCAUUCCCAGCCUAGAAAACACAAGAGGGAUAUUGUUGCAUACAGGGCUAUUGCAGAAGUGAUCUAUGCUUCUUGCUACUGUCUUAGCCUAAGUAAUUUUUUUCUCCAUUGGACCUCGGAAACCUAUUUUCCACCAUUUUUGACUUCUGCUUUUGCUCAUCUUGUGUGCAUUUAUUUAAAAAAGUUUUACCAAUCUCUUAAUGUUAUUAAUCUAUUUUGUUUAGAUUUCCUCAAUUGCUUAGUUUCCUCAAUAUAAAAACAAAUGGAUGUUUGAGACUAGUAAUUUCUUUAGGUCUGGUUUUCUAAUAAUAUUUUGAAUACCUUUUAUUACAUCCCCAUCAUUUUUCAUUAAUGAUUAGGCUAAGAAUUGCAAGUCCUGUCACUUUGGAUUGCACCUUGAGUUCCUGUGCAACCAUUAUUCUAUUCCCUUGUGUGGGUUCAGAAUAAUCUCAUGUUGUUCAAAUGUUUUCCUUAUUAAUUGAAGGCUUUACAGAAUUUUUUGUCAGUGAACUAUCCUUUAAAUUAUAAUUAACCACUAUGUAUAUUGAGUUGACUGCAUAAAUUGUUUUGUGUUUUUUUUUUUUUUUUUUGCUUGGGUGGGGAUGGGGAGGGUCUAUUUAGGCAAUCUACUGAUUCAAUUGAUAUGUUUUUGUGUCUUGAAGAUGAAGGCAAUUUUCUUGCAAUGGGUCUUCAGGUUUUUUGACUUUUCAGGUUCUGGCAGAUUUUUAAAGUUAUCUACACAUCUUGUAUUUAAUAUCAAUGUUUUGUUUGUAUAGAAAGCAUGCUUUGAUAUUGCUUUAUUCUUCCAGAUUUACCUUUACUUCUUUGUAUUUGUUCCUCUUUAUUUUUUCAUUUCUUCGGUAAAACUUAUCAUCAUGAAUUUAUCCCAUACGUUAUUUCUGUUACUCAAGCCAUCAAUUCUGAUAGAAUCAAAAUUUUGAGUUUGACGACUCCUGACAUCUUUGAUAAAAUCAGCCUUCACUUCUCUCCCCAUCUCCCCUCCUUAUUUUCCCAUAAUACUUUGAUUCCUUCCCUCUGGAUGGCUAUUUCUUUAGGGGCAAGAUCGUCAAGUCUUCUUAGUCUCCUCCCAUGCUAGGCAAUUCCUAGGUCACCAGCUUUAGUGUCUUCCCUAAGUAACACCUGGGAGGACAAAUGGAUCUAGUUGAAUGAUGGGUGCUUUCCUUCUGAUUUAAUAGCAUCAUAUAGCUAUAAGCACAUGGCCUUCCCCAGUUCUACUCCCGAUUCUCUGCCUCAGUGCUGUUGUAGCACUGAGUAUUGUGACACAGGGAUGUUGCUGCACCAAAGGCUAUUGCUGCACAGUGAUGCCAUGAUUCUUGCUGCUGCCUCUGCCUAAGGGCAUUUCUUCCUUGAAUCUCUUUAGCACCGGGUAGGGUAGGUGGGGUGUUUCUAUUAAAAACCCUGGUCUGCUUGUACAGCCCUGCAUUUAUAUCAUUGUGGCAGUGGGUAAAAUGAUGCUGAAUGAUCAUGCUAAAAGUUGGGUAUAAUGUUAGUUCACUAUAUAUAUAUAUAUAUUAUAGCUUUUUAUUUACAAAACAUACGCAUGGAUAAUUUUUCAACGUCCACUCUUGUAAAACCUUUUCUCCCUCCUUCCCGCCACCCCCUCCCCUAGAUGGCAGGUAGUCCAAUAUAUGUUAAAUCCAAAAUAUGUAUACAUAUUUAUAUUGUUAUCUUCUGCACAAGAAAAAUCGGCUCUGGAAAGAAAGUAAAAAACCUGAGAAGGAAAACAAAAAUGCAAGCAAACAAUAACAGCAAGAGUGGAACUGCUCUAUUGUGGUCCACACUCAUUUCCCACACUUCUCUUUCUGGGUGUACCUGAUUCUCUAAAUUAUUGAUUAGUUGGAACUGGUUUGAAUCAUCUCAUUGUUGAAGCUAGCCAUAUCCAUCAGAAUUGAUCAUCAUAUAAUAUUGUUGUUGAAGUGUCUAAUGAUCUCCUGGUUCUGCUCAUUUCACUUAGCAUCAGUUCAAGUAAGUCUCUCUUGGCCUCUCUGAAAUCAUCCUGCUGGUCAUUUCUUACAGAACAAGUUCACUAAUUUUUAACCUCUCGUUUUUUUGUUUUUUUUUUUUUGGUGUCUGAAACAAUUGGAGAAAAUUGAAUUGCUUUAGCUUUUGCAUAUAAUACCUACUUUGGAGAGGAUCAGAGAAAAUUUCUACUCCUGCUAGUCUCAAAAACAAAAGGAAACAAAGCCUGAAGGGCUUUGAUAAAGAGGUAAGGGAAUAAACUCCCAUUCUAUUCCUUUAAAGAAGUGGGAGAUCCUGGGUGUGGUAUAUCUUGCAUAUUUUUCAGACUUUUGCUGAUUUUUUUCUUCUCUUUCUUAAGAUAUUGUUAUAUGGAAUAACUGGGAGGGAGAAAGAAAGGAUUUAGGAGAAAAUUUAUUGUAAAAAAAAAGCUAUCAAUAAUUUUUUUUAAAGCAUGUAAAAAUGGAAAGGAUGAAAUACCCCAUAAGCUUUUAACUUUUUAAAAAAUAAAUUCUACAUGUUUCCGCAUUGAA